Molecule: messenger RNA, 525 nt
Organism: Ostreobium quekettii
Lineage: Eukaryota; Viridiplantae; Chlorophyta; Ulvophyceae; Bryopsidales; Ostreobiaceae
Source: the annotation of a GenBank genome assembly
AUGUCCCUCUCCGCCGCGACCUUCUCCGGCCGGUCGCCAAUGGCGGCCCCCCUCCGGGCCCUGCCCCCCCUGCGCGCCAGGCCAUCUCGCCUGGCAUGCCGCGCCGAAAAAUCGAACAAGGGAGACAGCGGGGAGCGCCUGAGGGAUGCGCUCGCCGGCCCCGUCGUGGCGGCCGUGGCGGCGGCGAUGCUGACCGGCGCCAUGGUUCCCGAGGAGGCCUGGGCGGCGCGCAGCGGCGGCAGGAUGGGAGGGUCGUCGUUCCGCGCAAUGCCCAGGGCCGGUGGUGGAGGCGGGAGGUACAGCGGAUAUGGUGGCUACAGCGGUGGGGCGUUGGUGGCACCUCCCCUUGUCGGUGGCUAUGGCUAUGGUGGCGUGAUGCCGUUCUUCUUCCCAGGUUUUGGCUUCGGCUUUGGCGGGGGCCUUUUCCAGAUCUUCAUCGCAAUGUUCCUCAUCAACGCCGUCGUGAAUGCCAUCAGGAACGUCACAGAAGGCGACAAGGAUGACGACUUUGAUGACGAUUUCUAA